UCGCUGCGUCUCACCGCCUCACACUCAGCUCUCUUGCCUGCGCAGGUUAAGGACUGACCUACUGCGCACGAUAAUAUAUUAUUGCCGCGCAUUUUAACCACGAUGGCGCCGAAAACGCUACUGUUCGCCACUUUGAUCUGCAUUGUCGCCGCCGGCGCCGGCGUCGGUGGACAACAAGCUCCGCCUUCUCCGCCGUCGUCGAACCAAGCGCCACAGACGCCUCCAGCGUCGAAUCAGGCGCCGCCUACUCCACCGGCUUCGAAUCAAGCGCCGCCGACUCCGCCGGCAUCGAACCAAGCGCCGCCGACUCCGCCGGCGUCGAACCAAGCGCCGCCUUCUCCGCCGGUUUCGAACCAAGCGCCGCCUGCUCCUCCGACCCCUAAUCAAGCUCCGCCGUCCCCUCCGACGCCUAAUCAAGCGCCGCCGUCCCCUCCGACGCCGAAUCAAGCGCCUCCGUCCCCUCCGACGCCGAAUCAAGCGCCGCCGUCCCCUCCGACGCCGACUCAAGCGCCGCCAACUCCUCCGACGCCGACUCAAGCGCCGCCGUCUCCUCCGACGCCGAAUCAAGCGCCGCCUACUCCUCCGACGCCAACACCACCGGUUUCGACACCUGCUUCUCCUCCCCCUCCAAGCAAUUCCCCGCCGCCGGCUAGUCCUCCACCGCCGCCCUCCGCCCCGACGCCUGCGCCUCUAUCUUCACCGCCGGCCGUAUCUCCGGCUCCAUCAUCGCCGCCGGCAUCUUCACCGUCAGUGUCGAGUACUACUCCCAGUGGAGCUCCUUCGCCGAGCCUCCCUGGUCUUUCUCCAUCUCCAUCAGCCACAGAUCAGAGCGGAACAACAAAUUCAGUGAACAAUCUGAAGACGAUCGCGGGAAUUAGCGGAAGCUUCGUAGUAGGGUGGGCAUCACUAUUGUAUUUGAUGUUGCUCUCGUAAUUCAGACCAGAUCGGAUCGCUCUUUACUCCUUGAUUGAUCACUUUUCGGCUCAUCGGCUCUAUAUAUAUAUAUUCCAUUUAUAUACUACUAUAUUAUAAAUACACCUCAUGAAAUGUUUGCCAUAGCUUCACUAUUCUUUUUUUUUUUUUUGAAUUUUUGAAUUUUUGGUUGUAUUUGAUUCAUAUUUUGAUUAUGAGAUCAUCAUAUUUUUUGUAUUGAAACUUUGGAGAGGAGUUGCAUAUUGUUCAUUGUUUGUUAGAAACAUGCGAGUUUUAAAAUA
Messenger RNA from Andrographis paniculata, 1214 nucleotides. RefSeq names its product vegetative cell wall protein gp1-like. The record is from RefSeq and is a predicted model, not a curated record. Lineage: Eukaryota; Viridiplantae; Streptophyta; Magnoliopsida; Lamiales; Acanthaceae. The coding region runs from base 103 to 933 and encodes 276 amino acids. The transcript has 2 exons.